CAUGACAUCACAUCACAACAUAACUUUUUUGUCACAGAAAAAGAAUGCUACUUCGUACUGUCGGAGGAGCUAAUCGUUUUCUCUGUUCAUUUUCUCUCUCCAAAUCCAAACCUUCUUUCUCUUUCCGUCCCAUUUCUUCAAUGGCUGAAGAAUUCGUCAAGGGCACCGUUCAUUCUAACGGCGUCGCCGUUAUCACCCUUGAUCGCCCCAAAGCUCUCAACGCCAUGAACCUAGAUAUGGAUGUAAAGUAUAAAAGUUAUCUUGAUCAAUGGGAAUUGGAUCCAAGUGUCAAAUGUGUUCUGGUUGAUAGUAGCUCCCCUCGUUCAUUUUGUGCUGGUAUGGAUAUUAAAGGGGUUGUUGCUGAAAUACAGAAGGACAAAGGCGGUGAUGUGAAGCAGAUAACAAUCAAAAACAACCUAUCAGAUAUCAUUGAGGUCUUCACGGCCGAGUAUUCUUUGAUUUGCAAAAUUUCUGAGUACAAGAAACCAUAUAUAAGUUUCAUGGAUGGAAUAACAAUGGGUUUUGGAAUUGGCUUAUCUGGUCAUGGUCGCUAUCGUAUCAUAACAGAGAGAACUGUUCUUGCCAUGCCGGAAAAUGGAAUCGGCUUGUUCCCAGACGUAGGGUUUGCUCAUAUAGCGGCUCAAAGUCCAGGAGAAGGAGCUGUUGGUGCUUAUCUUGGAUUGACUGGAAAGAGGAUUUCCACUCCAUCAGAUGCAAUAUAUGUUGGUCUUGGAACACAUUAUGUGCCGUCGGGAAAGUUAGGUUCAUUCAAGGAGGCCCUUUUGGCAACAAACUUUUCUCAGGAUCCCCAUCAGGACAUCAAAGUACUUUUAGCAAGAUAUGAGUCAAACCCGGAGUCUGAGGCACAGUUGAAAUCGCUUUUACCUCAGAUAACUUCUUCAUUUGGAGGAAAUAAAUCUGUUAUUAAGACCAUUGAGGAGCUAAAACAAUUCCAGUCAAGCACCGACUCUAAUGUUGUCGAGUGGGCUAAUGAAGCUCUUCUAGGCCUUGCAAAAGGUGCUCCCUUCUCUCUUUUCUUGACAAAUAGGCACUUCUCUGCAGUUGCUUCUGCACUAGGAAAAAAUGGCAGUGAGUUAUCCACGCUUAGUGGUGUAAUGAAAAUGGAGUAUCGCAUUGCCUUGAGGUCUUCACUGAGACAUGAUUUUGCAGAAGGUGUCCGGGCAGUAUUGGUGGAUAAAGAUCAGAAUCCGAAGUGGAAACCAUCAAGGUUGGAGGAAGUCAAUCCGAGUGAGGUUGAAGCCACCUUUAAACCAUUAGGACCGGAGGUGAAGGAGUUGUCCGUGUAAUUUUCGAAGCGAAGUUUUCAUUUGUAUUGAGCACUGCAUCAAAUAAAUAGUGUUAUCACUGGUGUUUAUUAUCAUUGGGUCCUGUCUGGUGUUGCUUGUAUUGUUGUCGUCAUGAUAACAUAGAAUUCAGGAUCUUAGAAAUCAAAGGACGAUGUUGCUUCUAUAUUAUGUCCAUUUGGAAGGAUAUAGACUAUGACUUCCUCAAUUUAUCUUAUAUUUUUCUCCGCAAAGUUAUGACUUGAAAAUGUGAGAAUAUUUUAUUUUGUGUGGAGUAGUUGGGCGAACAGAGUUACUGUUUUGAUUGUUUUAGAAA
Messenger RNA from Cicer arietinum (chickpea), 1620 nucleotides. Its product is annotated as 3-hydroxyisobutyryl-CoA hydrolase-like protein 3, mitochondrial. Lineage: Eukaryota; Viridiplantae; Streptophyta; Magnoliopsida; Fabales; Fabaceae. Gene Ontology annotation, cellular component: cytosol. Gene Ontology annotation, biological process: L-valine catabolic process. The record is from RefSeq and is a predicted model, not a curated record. Gene Ontology annotation, molecular function: 3-hydroxyisobutyryl-CoA hydrolase activity.